This is a messenger RNA of Closterium sp. Naga37s-1, 768 nucleotides long. The record is from the annotation of a GenBank genome assembly. NCBI's taxonomy places the organism in Eukaryota, Viridiplantae, Streptophyta, Zygnematophyceae, Desmidiales, Closteriaceae.
AUGUCUCUACAGAUAAACCAGCUGUACUGGGUGAGUCCGAAGCCGGAGUUGCGCACGUUGGAUGGCGGCGCGUGGUCCAAGGAUUCGCCCGAGGCGGUGGCGUACGUGUAUUCUAUUCCCCAGCUCAACGCCACGAUCGUCAUGCUCUGGGACGACUACCUCGUCAGGAUCAACCAGAACGCCGCAAUGCUAGCAAAGGUGGGGGGCAUCACUGAUCCAAAACCAGCCGACUGUCUGAUAGACGUGGCCACGCCCAACCCGCAGUGGGCGCGCUACCUGGACGAGUGGGAUGCGGUUUUGCUCGAGACCACCACGCACUGGCGAUCCUUAUCCAAGGGCCCGAGAAUGGUCUACACGAACGAGAACUGGAGCAAGCUGAGCCUCGACCAGUACCAGGCGCACAGCCAAGCCCUGACGAGCGUUCGCACGCACUUUAGCAAUCGCAAGAAGAUGGGGAAGGAUCUUCCAGUGCCGUUCUUCAUGACGGCUCCCCCCCAGCACAACGCCAAGAAGGUUGGCGGCAAGGGCGUGUGUGGGUCACCUGGUCGGAUGCUGAACGCGAAAGAGAUGGGCAAGCUACAGCGCACCAACGUGCAAAUGAAGCUCUUUCUGCCAAUCCAGCAACGGGUCUUCACGCCAACCUCGGGCGUGCGUCGCAUGGACAUCACCACUAUGAGCGCCUUCCGACCUGAGGCACACAUCGGAGGAUUCAUGGGCGGGGUGAGUGCCACGUGUGACAUGAUGGGGAGGGAGUUAGUGCUAGGAUAG